AUGGAAGCCGAAGACGCCACUACUCGCCACAGCCUCAUCAGCUGCAGCGUGGGCGAGCGCGGCCACUGGGAGUGGCCGCGUGAGCCCGUGUGCCCACGAGAAUGGUGGCACGACCCCACGUCGCCCCCUGGCGCGAAGCGCGAGGAGGGCGUCGGCCUGGCGCAUGCGGCGUUCGCCGCUUCGCCCGCGGCGGCCAUGGAAGGCAGCGGCAUCCAGGAGGAGGACUUCGUGGACUACGAGUCGGCAAUCAAGGCGAUCCCCGAGGGCGCCACGGAGGUGAGCCUCCGCGGGGCGCGGCUGAGCGAAGACGUGGUGAAGGAUCUCGCCGCAGCUCUCACGAGCGUGAACGACAAGGUGGCGUGGCGCUUCGCCGAUGCCCGGGAGAUCGUCGACGAAGACAAUGCGGAAGUGGUGCAGUUCGCGAAGGUGAACGAUGAGGAUGCGGAGAACGUGAGAUGCGGCUACGUGAAGACUGUGCUGGCCAACGUCACUUCGGUCAAGGUCUGGGUCCGGC
Molecule: messenger RNA, 514 nt
Organism: Prorocentrum cordatum
Lineage: Eukaryota; Dinophyceae; Prorocentrales; Prorocentraceae
Source: the annotation of a GenBank genome assembly